Molecule: messenger RNA, 2511 nt
Organism: Seminavis robusta
Lineage: Eukaryota; Bacillariophyta; Bacillariophyceae; Naviculales; Naviculaceae
Source: the annotation of a GenBank genome assembly
AUGUCCUCAAGCAAGGACGACCACUGCAACUCCAAGCAGACGAUGAGCAAUGAGCUCUCUGGUACUGACGCGGCUACAACUCCAGGCCCACCAUCCUCCAAGGCAGGAUCGGCAAGGAGAAAUAAAAGCAAGACGAGCAGUACGGGAUCUGCUAUUCCGCCCGAAGUGCUGGAAAAGAUUGUCCAAUGUCAUGUCAGCCACUACAGCAACAAGAGAGGGGACAGCAUGGAAGAGCAGCAACAUGACUUGGUUUCUUCCCAACAUGACGAGAAGCAUCACUAUCGAGCACGGCCCUCCGUCGAACGCAAUGCGGCCGAGCACAUUAUGCUGCCCGGGGCCGUCCGCGUGAUGGGCUUGGAAGGCCACGAAAGCGAGGAAUUGAGAGAGGCACCCUUGAACGAAUCGCCCCAAGAGGAAAACACAGCCUCUGCUGCAAGUUCUCAAAUUACGCUGGGCAGCAGCAGCAGCAGCAGUGACAGUGACGAAGCAGAAGUAGACAACACCCACCAUGAUCCCGAAGAAGGCAACACCCACAACGACCCCGAACCGGCCUGGGUCGCCGAAGCCAAUCGGCUCUUGGCGUUGCACGGAGACAACUACGAGGACGACGAUGUGUCUCACAUGUCCAUCAACUCCCAUGGAACCGAAAUCACGGCGGUGCGAGUGGACGAAUCGAAAGUCGAAGAAGAAAUUCGCAACAGAAUCAUUGACGAGGCCGUCGAGGCUGUCGUUGUGGUCGAAGACAAGGACCACAAUAACACAACCCGGUGGGCUCUCGUUGGUCUCUGCGGCGUGCUCAUUGUGGCGGUGGUGGUGGCCGUUGCUGUUGUUUUGGCCAGCAAUCAAACGAAUGACGCCGUGACUGCGGUGUCCGAAGAAGAGGUCAAGGACACUCGCCCAACCAUGGAACAGGUCCGAGAACGAGGCUAUGUCCGUUGCAACACGUGGGGGACCUGGGCACUGAGUUUCCCCAAUCCAGAGACGGGAAAGCAUGAAGGUCUCAAUGUGGAUUAUUGCCGCGCGAUUGCGGUUGCCGUGUUUGGAGAUCCCGAUCGGUAUGAAAUUGUCUCGGAUCAAGUGGAGGACAGCUUUGUCAUGCUGGCCAAUGGCCAAGUCGAUGUCGUUACGUCGGCCUUUACGCACAACAUGGCACGAGAUGUGUUUGAGGCAACGUCGCAGACCCCACUGACCUUUUCGACGCCCUACUUUUACUCCGGUGUCGCGUUUGCGGGCAUUCCCACCUUUGUGGAUUGUGCCGACAAUCUCGAUAGUCUCUUUGGCGUCUGUCGGGAUUUGACCAUUUGUGUCUUGAUUGGAACGACACAUAUCGGGCAUCUCGAAGAACUCUUGCCGGGAGCCGAUGUCGUUCUCGUGGAAUCGUUGGAUGAUGAAGUGGCCAGUUUGAAGGAGGGAAUUUGCAAUGUGAUUGCCAGCGAGCCAGUCUUUCUCCCAGAAGUAGCCUUUCGAGAGUUGGGAUACGAUGGACCCUUCCAAAUAGGACAACAUGUCUUUUCACGAGAACCACUCGCCGUGCAAACUCGAAGCGAUGAUCACGAAUGGUCCAACUUUGUCAACCUGAUUGUUCAAGUCUUUUUCCUUGCCGAGGCACACAACAUUACCAAGUCCAAUGCCGACCAGCUCAAGCCAUUGUUUGGAGACGACAAGGACGUGGCUGAUAAGAUGGUGGCCGUCGUGCAAGAGUUUGGCAACUAUGCCGAUCUUUACAAAGCGCAUGUUGAACAAGUGCUGCCCCGAGCUGGACUGAACCAACUAUACAAUCCACAAACCGAUCAUUCGGGGUUGAUGUACUCGCACCCUUUUGGGAAGAGUGCCCUGCAAGAAGAAGGCCCUGGCAUUCAACCGGAUGGCAGCAUUGACAAGAUUCUGACACGUGGACACUUGCUAUGUGGCGUAGAAUCCCGACCCGGUUUUGCCUUUGUGGGAGAGGACGGUCAGUGGCGAGGUUUUGAUGUCGAAUUUUGCCGAGCCAUUGCAGCCGCUCUUUUUGAACACGUUACCAAACAUGAUGUCGUGUUUGUAGAGCCAGGUGCAGAACAAACCAUGUACUCGCUCCUUGCAGAAGAGCAAGUGGAUGUCUUUGCAGGAGCACCGGUGACGCUUCAAGCCGACUACAUGGAGCCGACAACGGGACGACGAUUUGCGUUCUCUCCGCCGUACUACUAUGACAAUGAGAAUGACGCCAAGGCGUUUGCCAUGAUGACCCUGGAGCAUUUGGACGGUCAAUUGAGUGACUUUGUGUACUGGAUCGUCAUGGCUUUGAUCUACGCCGAGGAACAUGGCAUUGAACCCAGAACAUCAUUUGAAAUGCCCGUGGCAAGGUUGUUUGGCGAUGGCCUGAAGCAAAUGCUGCGGGAUUGCGUCUUGGCCGUUGGCUCGUACGCACACAUUUACAAUCGGACCUUGGAAAGCACCAUCCCUCGAUCCGGUGCCAACCAAUUGAAUCAUGACAGUGCACCCGGUCCACAGCAGUACGCAAUUCCUUACAGAUGA